UUACCCCGCCCCCCCUCGUGGGCCCCGCCGGAAAUCCCUGUAUUAGACCGUCGCCCAAUCACAACGCUCGGUUCCGGAUGACCCUCAGGAGAAUAACCAAUGGGGUUCCAGAUAAGGCAUGGACGUGGGCCCCAAAAGUGUAAAACCUUUCUCCGACUUUCCUCUCCAAAAAGUGCACGAUCUCCUGCCAACAAAAGCGCAAGCCCUGCGGGUCCCGGAAAAAUCUCUUAUAGUCGCUCCUCUCCCCAAAACACCGCCACCAUUUCGACCCCAAUCAUUCACCACAGGCUCCUCUUUUUGGCCGUCUGAUUAUAUCCUUCCACCGUUAAUAUCUGGAGAAUCACCUGCGACUACGAGGGCGUUGAUGAUUGCAUGAGCCCGUCCGUGAUGAUCUCCCACAAGAAUGCCGCGAAUGCCUUCAGCGGCAAGACCGCUCGGGCCUGCGACAACUGCAUCCAGAAGCGGGCUCGCUGGUACUGCGCGGCCGACGACGCCUUCCUCUGCCAGUCCUGCGACCGCUCCGUCCACUCGGCCAACCCUCUGGCCCGCCGCCAUGAGAGGGUCCGUCUGAAGACGGCGGCCACCUCGCAGAAGCAUCUCGGCGAAUUCGCUUCGCGCAGGAAGUCGUCGUCGUGGCACCGCGGUUUCACCAAGAAGCCGCGGACGCCCCGUGGCACGAAGUCCGCUCUCCAACGGGCGUCCAAGCCAGAGAACAUGGCCCGAGUUCCCGAAGUCGGUGGAGAUGAGACGUCAAACGAGGAGAGCGAGGAGCAUCUUCUUUACAGGGUUCCAGCUUACGAUCCUUUCGUAGCGGAAAUGUGCACCUCGAAAGGAGCCGAGGCCGCUGCGUUUUGCGCUGACCCAGAAACUGCCAUGGCCUUCGACGGAUCAGGCAAAGGCGACAACCGAAGCAAAGAGUUGACCAUCGAAGUGGAGAAUUUGCAAGGUUUUCUCCCGUCGGAUGCGGACCUCGCGGAAUUUGCUGCCGAUGUCGAAAGCCUUCUUGGCCGAGGGCUCGAUGCCGAGUCUUUCGGGAUCGAAGGACUGGGCUUUGUAGAUUGUAAACAGCGAGGUAGUAACUCGAUGGACUAUUCCUUAGGUAGCGGCGGAGUGAUCAAACUUGAAGAGAAAGAGGGUGUCGCGGAGGUCGACGUGGAAGUGGGCCACGGUGACGUGGAGAUCGAUUUGAGCAAGGAGACAUUUGAGCUGAAUUUUGACUACGAUUCUCCGACGACGUGCGGCGAUGAAGAAGAGGAAGCGAAGGUGAUCACUGAAUUGGAAGAGGAAAAGAACGUGGAGAACUGCCGUGGAGACGAAGGGACGAACAUUAACAGUGAAGAGAGGAAGAAGAAGAAGAAGAAGAAAAGGGAGGUUUUCUUGAGGCUCGAUUACGAGGCGGUGAUGUCGGCAUGGGCUGGCCAGGGCUCACCUUGGACCACCGGAGACCGGCCCGACCUCAGUCCCGACAACCGCUGGCCCGACUUCACGGGCAUGUCUGGGUUGGAAUUGCAAAACCUCUACGGCGAAGCCGGAGCGUAUGGGGGGCACAUGGGCAUGGGGGACGCUCUGCGGGAGGCAAAGGUGUCGAGGUACAGGGAGAAACGGAGGACGAGAUUGUUCUCCAAGAAGAUCCGGUACGAGGUCCGCAAGCUGAACGCCGAGAAGAGGCCUCGAAUGAAAGGGAGGUUCGUGAAGAGGGCUUCAUCUGCGUCGUCAUCAGCACCUGGCUUUCCUCUGCUCAAUAAAUGAAACUCUCUCCAUGGAUCAGCAAUGAAGCUACCUGGUCAUGGAAUAGCUAAUGAACUUAACAGCAAAGUGACGACACCCUGUCAAAACCUAGCUCCUGGGUCGGGCCAAGUUGGCUUAUGUAUAUACACGUCCGCUUGGUGGAGAACCGGGGUAGCUAGAGUUUUGUGUCGAUCCAAUAAAAAUCUAAGCUCUCUCUUUUUGGUCUGACCUCAGUUUUGUCUCUGGAAAGACGUGUAGCCUGUGUUCUUUUUGGUCUUUUUGUACAUGCAGAUGAAAGAAGGGCUAAAGUUCAAAAUGCUUCCAUUGUUUUAGGGUUGGAAGCAUCGAAUUAAUGGAUGAUUAUGGAGUGAAAGAUGGCAAAAGAAAUGCAGCAAGUUCAAUCCUUUUUUUCGAUUA
Messenger RNA from Rhodamnia argentea, 2145 nucleotides. RefSeq names its product zinc finger protein CONSTANS-LIKE 16-like. Gene Ontology annotation, molecular function: zinc ion binding; protein binding. Gene Ontology annotation, biological process: regulation of DNA-templated transcription. The record is from RefSeq and is a predicted model, not a curated record. NCBI's taxonomy places the organism in Eukaryota, Viridiplantae, Streptophyta, Magnoliopsida, Myrtales, Myrtaceae. The transcript is spliced from 2 exons. The coding region runs from base 373 to 1749 and encodes 458 amino acids. Gene Ontology annotation, cellular component: nucleus.